UGUGGGCAACAAAGUACAAAACGAAGACAGAGAAGCAGCAGAGUUCGUAGAGAGGGGGAGAUAUAUAAUCAGUGAGAUACAUCCGGAAGUUGUUGUUUCCGCGCGGAAAGAUCUCAGUUCGCGAAGAAGCUCUCAACCGAUUUGUAAUGGAAGGUGAUUUCCCAGACCAGGAGUCAGUGGGGUCUGGGACAAAAAGGUCUAGUGUAUCAUCUAGCAGUAGGUCUCGGAACCGCAAAGAUUUUUUCCAUAGAUUUUUGGAUAGUAAAGAUCUGACUGUGAAACUUGAAGACUGGUUUGAUUCGUUAUCAGAAAAGUCAGCCGCAAAAUCACCUGCCUUUGAUGUUCCUUUUGAGUUAAUAGAACUUCAAAAGUUUGAUUAUGCAUUGGAAGGGAUCACAUUUCAGCAGCUGAUUCGGAUGCCCAAUGCUGUUUAUGCUUCUACUUCUGAUGCUGUAGAAGCAACUGCUUAUCUUGCUAUUGAAGACUUUUUACAUGCUAGUGUGAAGGGCUUGUGGGAGGCAUUUUGGAGUCAGGAUGAACCUAUGCCUUUCUCUGUUGCCUGUCUGUCCAAUGCUAACUUGAAAUUCUGCCAGGCCGAGAAGGCCAUUGCUAAUGGUAAGCUUGGAAAUCUUUGUGCCACUGGUAUAAUGCUAAAAAACCCUAGGCAUCCCAGCGGGUCGUGGGACCAUGUUCUUGAACUGGCUCUUAUGAGACCUGAUAUUGGAAGCCUUGCUGGGGAUAGUGAGCGGCAGCCUUCUCUUUCUGUUAUAGGGGAGGCCCUAUUCUAUGCUCUUCGUAUACUACUAUCAAGAAGCUUAAGCAGAUUGAGUUUCUCUGAGAGUUCAAAUACCGUCUUUGUUCUUCUUGUUGAUUCUCAACAUGGUGGGGUUGUAAGAGUUGAAGGAGACAUAUUUAAGUUGGAAUAUGAUGUUAAUAAUGUUUAUGAAUGUGCUGCUAAUUGGAUAAAAGACCAUGCUAGAAUUGCAGUCUCUCCGGUUGAUCGGAUCUGGAACAAGCUAGGAAAUGCAAAUUGGGGAGAUCUGGGUGCUCUACAGGUACUCUUUGCAACCUUCCACUGUAUCAUGCAGUUUGCUGGAAUGCCCAAGCACUCUAUUGAGGAUUUAGCUGUUGACCAUGGUUCUCGCCUUCAAACAAGGAGAGUGGAGAGGCAGUUGGAGGAUACCAGAGUGAAUGGGAAUGGCCUAUUUCGUUACCAGCAGCACACUGUUUCCCCUGAAAUUGUUGAAGUUCAAGAAGAUUCCAAUAAUAUUCGGUCUGAAGAGGUAAUGAAGUUGGAAGUAGGAUCCACAUUAUGGUUGGAGGAUUCCAACUGGCAAAAGGGUUAUCAGAUUAACGAAUUGCUGAACUGUGCUGAAUUUUCAUAUUACAUUGCAUCUCCUCUGGAAGACCCAGGAAAAAGUCUGUUUCUAUAUGUUGGUUCUCAUCCUUAUCAGCUGGAACCAGCAUGGGAAAAUAUGAAUUUAUGGUAUCAGGUUCAGAGACAGACUAAAAUAUUGACCAUUAUGAAACAGAAAGGUCUCUCUUGCAAAUAUUUGCCACAAUUAGGUGCAUCUGGCAGGAUUAUUCACCCUGGUCAGUGUCAAAGACCCAGCUCGGGAGGAAACUGUGACCACCCUUGGUGUGGCACCCCAAUUCUUGUGACCAGCCCGGUUGGUGAAACUGUGGCCGAAAUGAUUAGUGAAGGUCGAUUCGGUUCAGAGGAGGCAAUCAGGUGUUGUCACGAUUGCUUGUCUGCACUUUCAACAGCUGCCCGUGCUGGAAUUCGGCAUGGAGACAUCAGGCCAGAGAAUGUAAUUUAUGUCAGGUCCGGUGUGAGGUAUCCGUAUUUUGUCCUUAUUGGCUGGGGACAUGCUAUUCUUGAAGAUAGGGACCGCCCUGCAUUGAAUCUUCAUUUCUCGUCCACUUUCGCUCUUCAGGAGGGAAAGUUGUGCUCAGCUUCAGAUGCAGAGAGCCUGGUUUAUAUGCUUUAUUAUUCGUCUGGUGGUACUUUUCCCGACCUGGAUUCUGUUGAGGGUGCAUUGCAGUGGAGAGAGACCUCUUGGUCGAGGAGGUUGAUUCAGCAGAAGCUUGGUGAUGUCUCAACCGUGUUGAAGGCAUUUGCUGAUUAUGUUGACAGUCUUUGUGGGACACCAUAUCUGAUGGACUAUGAUAUAUGGCUAAGAAGGUUAAAGAGAAAUAUUCGUGAGGAGGACCAUGGUAAGGAAAUUGACAUAUCAAGCUAGGAUAUUUUUCCUUUGGCUAAUGGUAAAAUGAAUCCCCUAGAUCACUUUUAUCAUUAUCUAGUUCUAAUUGUGAUUGAUAUGGAUUUCUGGUGGAAGUCUCUGAAACAUGAAAUCAUUUAAAUACAUGCAAGGAUCCGGAGUUUGUUUUCCUUCAGACAGAAAUGUUGGGGUUUAAAAUACAAGAAUGGUUUGGUUACUUCCUCCGUGAAGCAGCUCAAUCAUAAUCGUCUCUUCUGAGUGUGCGCUGUGCUGUCCCCAUCUUGGAUAUCUCUUGCACGGCUUUCUGGUAUAUGCAUCGAUGAGUUGAAGUGUCGGUUAUUCAGAAUGAUCUCUGGUUAUAGUUGGUUCUUGGACUCUGUUCAGAAAUUAUCUGGCAUAUAUUUGCAAUGAAGCACACUACUUAUGCAGGGGAUCAGAUGGCUUUUAGCUCUUGCGAGUUUCUUAUUGCUAGAUGCUGUAUUGAGUGCAACCAUUCCCAUGUAAAGAAAUGAAUCAUACAGAUUGCCCUGAAGUUGGUCUAAUUGUUGAGGUAUGAGAUUGGACUCGAGUAGUCUGCUUUGUUCAGGUAGCAACCUCGUCUGUAAAUGUGUUAGUCCCUUUCCGUGUACUUUUAUUUUAAUUUUGCGGGUGGGAUGCGACUGUGGAGGGUUUGAGGGCGGGAAGGUCCAUGGGAUUUUAUCAAGCCCUUAGAUCGGGCAAUAUUUGAUCAUUUGAGCCUCUAUUCUUUAUUUCAAAUUGACCGUUCGGCGUUUAGAA
This is a messenger RNA of Juglans regia (Persian walnut), 2999 nucleotides long. RefSeq lists its product as uncharacterized. Bases 147 to 2243 code for a protein of 698 amino acids. The record is from RefSeq and is a predicted model, not a curated record. Lineage: Eukaryota; Viridiplantae; Streptophyta; Magnoliopsida; Fagales; Juglandaceae. The transcript has 2 exons.